Messenger RNA from Linnemannia hyalina, 504 nucleotides. NCBI's taxonomy places the organism in Eukaryota, Fungi, Mortierellomycota, Mortierellomycetes, Mortierellales, Mortierellaceae. The record is from the annotation of a GenBank genome assembly.
AUGGGAAAGUCAGCAAAGUUCUUCAAGCGCCCAACCCGCAAGGAAAAGGCCGUCCUCUCCCUUACCAAGACCACCGAAACCAGCCUCUUCGAUUCCGCCACCUCCUCCUCUUCAAAAGGACCCAAGAAGGAUAUCCUUUCCGCCACAGCCAACCCUGCCAUCUCCAAAAGGUCUGCAGCAGGAGCAGGAGCAGGAACAGGAGCAGGAGGAGCAGCGCACCCUUCCAAAUCCUCGUUGGCCUACAAGUUACAGCUCAACGGAGGCAUCAAGGCUGCAGUCAAGGAUCUCAAGUCCCUAGACGAUGAUGUAGUAUCUGAGGACGAGUACAUGGUGGACGACGAUGAAGAUACCCCUGCCGCCACUGCUGGCAGCAAGAAGAACAAGAGCAAAAAGGAAGAUCUGGACAAGUCCAAGCCAAGACCGGAUUAUGUCGAGUUGAUGUAUGGCAAGAAGGGAGGAAACAAGAGGAAGACCUUCAUGCCCAAGCCUGCACUCAUCAAGUAA